AUGGAAGCAGAUCAAGAAGGAGUGGACGAUUUGGUUGAGCUGGCGGAAAUCUCAGAAAAAGCCAUUGCAGCCAACUUGUAUGUUCGACUCAAGAAGGAAACAAUUUAUGUAAGUGCCGUGACCUUAUUUAACGCCUAGCUAGUCGUGAUUCAACGUCAAUGAAUGUGAUUAAGCCAUUAUCCGGUCAAUAUUAGGGACUUUUUACAUGAAGAGAGAAAGAUCCUAGCUUCAGGAACAUCCUAGAAGGCAGAUCAUCCUAGCGUCACAUGUUUUCUGUAUUCAAUUUACAUGCAAAAAGUUGUACUUGUCCCUGGCGCUAAGAUCUUUCUAGCUGAGAGGAUGGAAGAUCCAAAUACUUGGAAGAUCUUAGCACCAUGUAAAUUGCUUUCGCUAGGAAGAUCCUAGCACUAGAGACAAACCGCAUUCACAUGGAGGGCAGAUCGUUAAGUGGGUAAUCAUUAAUCUUUAAUUCCCUCUCACUGUUAACCACUCGGAACAAAAGUUCUGCAUGUAAAUCCAACACAAAGUUGUUUCGCCUAGGGCUGCGAUCUUCCCCCUCUAUGUAAACAGCCCCAUUAAUACGGACACUCAAUCGGAUGUGCUCUUUUGACAGACUUACAUAGGCCGCGUGUUAAUAGCAGUGAAUCCCUUUAAAGUACUUCACAUUUAUGGCCCGGAUGCGGUAGAUUUCUACCGUGGUGGUGGGGAGACAGAACAAGGAGACGAGAUAGAUGUCCCAGAUCAUGAUGACCGUGCCACCCGCUGUACAACAGCACAGUUGCCUCAAGAUAUACUGGAGAACAGAAGAAGAAGCCUUCAUGUUUCUAGUGAUACCAUGGGUCAAAGCGGACAGAGCAUGUUUAAGAAUUGCAAGGUGAAUACGUUAAAAUCCACUCUCUGUAAGGCAUGGGUCUUUUUCAUAUACAGUUUGGACAAUAUUGGACAAUAUAGAUUUAGCAUAUUUCGUAUGUUUCAUGUGGUGAAUAUUAGGCGCUGUGAUUGGUCGUUGCCCAUGAUCUGCUAGAGUACACACGAAUAGGACGUCACAUGAAACUUGUUCUUAGUUCUUUUGUCCAACACGGCGCGUGGUUUUGAGUGAAAGUGUUGCAAUAUAAUUUAAGUUAAGUUUAAUGAUAGUUUACCAUCCGUACGAAAUUAAGGUGAAAGAUGGCGGGAAAGCAGCAGGGGAAAUUGAAUUCUCAUUCUAGGGCUACUCUCCUUUCGGAUUAAGCCAGUGAAAGCCUUGAAAAAAAGUUUAAAGGAACAGUUUACAAGUAACAAAAACCGAGAAACUGAGACAAAAAGAGUUCUCGGCGACUUGAAAGUUGUGAAAGUGACCAAUUAUUCUUUUAUGUUUCUAAAAAAACUGAUUGAUUUGUAGGGCCCAAAGCCUCCUCACCUGUACGCGCUAACUAACACUAUGUACCAUAAUAUGAUGAUGGAACAUGAAAACCAAUGCGUUAUCAUCAGGUUAGUACCAAAUAAAUUAAUUAUGGUCCAAGUAGUGUUCAAUUACAAGAGAGAAACUCGAAAGACGCAUGGUGGGUGUCGGAAUCACAGACCUGAUUUAAUAAGGAACCCAAAUAGCGAUUGGAAACGAGUAGCAUGCAAUAUUAAAAUUCAGUUUAAAUUAAAUUUUUUGCCCAUUUAGGGUCUGUUUACAUGGAGUUGAGGGAUACCAGGUCUGGUGGCAAAUUGUGUGAAAAGGCGGGUUACCCCACCUAAACGGGUUACCUCACCUACCUGGGGUCCCCCACCUCCAUGUAAACAGGCCCUUAGUUCAAAGAUGUCAUGACAACGUCUCUUUUAACGUAGGGUAUUUUAAAAGACCUGCACUGGACGUAUUUCUCAACUUGAUUAACUGGAGAAUUUUUAUCUUACAAUGAUAUCCCACUUUCAAUCUAUUUUUAUUUGUUUAUUGUUUCGUUUCGUUUUGUUUUGUUGUUGUACAGUUGUUGUUUUUUCUAUCGUCUUUAGCGGGGAGAGUGGGGCCGGUAAGACGGUUUCCGCCAAGCAUAUUAUGAACUUUAUAGCUAAAGCAUCAGGAAAGGGGUCGGAAAAAGUCGAGGUAAGAGAAAUUAGUUGAAUACUGUGGUAAAUACCACAAAAAACAGUUUAUGUCAAUUCUUAGACAACGUUAUGCAAUUCAGUUAAAUUGUAUGGGAUCAGGAAUAUUUCUUUUAAUAGCCCUUCUGUAUUCUCUCCUUUGUCAAUUUUUUUUGGAAACUUCUCAGAAUGGGAUUUUAGAGCCAAGUUCCGUUAAACUAAUAGGAACUACUGACAAACUUUUUAGACAGAAAGUUGUUUACUCUUUUUAUAUAGUUUAACUAAUGUUUCGAAAGUCCACCCUUUACUAUACACGCUUGCUGCUUGUAAAAUCACGUUGUUUAAUGUUAUUCCAGCAUAUCAAGGAUAUCAUUAUUCAGUCUAAUCCAUUAUUGGAAGCCUUUGGUAACGCCAAGACUAUGAGAAACAACAAUUCCAGCCGAUUUGUAAGUAACGAUCGACUGCUUUUCCCUAUAGAGCUGAUUUUAAUCGGUUGUUGAAACCAACAAAGUCGUUUUCUUUAGUUUUACGGCUUGCAACGAAUGUUUUAAGUACGCUACUUUGGGGGUCGUAUAGCUCAUGCCAAUUUGGAGCUCACCAUAGAAAUUUAUUUGCUGUGUAUUUUUUGUAAUUUACUCAAUGGGCUGUCUUUUUGUGUUAAUCAGUGCGUACGGCUUGUUUCCAAUUUUGGCAGAGGUUCUAAAAAGCCACCCUGAGGGGCGAGCAAGCCUUGGGACAAGACACACACAUCGGCAAUGUGUCUUCGAUAACUUCCAGAACACAUUAUAGGUUACCUAUUGAUUGAAACAAAAGACUGAAACAAGCUGUAUCGGACAAAACCAAACAUUUGUCAAAUUGAGGUUUAAUGUUCAAUAAAUUGGAAUCUACUGGGAAUCCUAAUGUAAACAAAAAUGGGAUCAUUAUGCGUUUCUGGGUAACUGAUCACCCACCCAUCCCCUAAAUCAACAUUUUGCCCUAAGCGAGAAGUAAGUGUUAAUGUUGGUUUAGGAGAGGGGUUGGUAGUCAGUUACCCAGAUACGGAAAAUGAUCCCGAAAAUGUGCAAGUUAUCUGUAUUAUCUGCUUACUUGCCUCCAUCUCUUUUCCUGAAAGGGCAAAUUUAUGGAGAUUCAGUUUAACUUUUCUGGCCACCCCGAUGGAGGAAAAAUUUCUAAUUUUCUCCUUGAAAAGGUAAGCUAGACAAACUAAAGACAGUUUUCCUUGAGAAGGUAAAUGUUCAUCGAGAUAACUCCUCCUUGGGCGUAGAAUGUUCCUGGGACGUAAAUUUAGCAGUCCUACUCUUUCAAAUCGACGUCAAAUGUGCUCAUUCACUUCCCAGUUUUACUUAUAUGAUUAUUUAUUAAUCAGAUCGUAAAUGACAAAGACUUCAUUAACUGGUCUUUGAUUUUUACGUUUUUUUCUAGUCACGUGUAGUGCACCUGAAUAAGAAUGAACGUAAUUACCACGUGUUUUAUCAGCUGCUUUCUGGCUGCCCCAAAGAACAACACAGUAAGUAAACGUACCAUCAAUGUACCAUACCUUCAAUGUCUUUUACCCAUCACUUUAUACUUUUGGACUGCCUAAGUUUAAAGUAGAAGAAAAUAAACUCUGAGGAUAAAUUCAAAUUUUCAAGAUCAAUCGGAACAAUUUCCAUGUGAAAGAAAAAAUUCUUCUGGUGAGCUUUGUCGUCUAAUUUUUUUAUUCCUUGAGGGGAUUACCGCGACAGGAUAAGGUCAGUCGGCAGAGUGCUUGGCUGUAGAGCAAGAGUUCCUGGGUUCUAUCCCUGAGGCUGGACCAGUAAUCGGGGUCUUAAAAUAACUGAGAAAUGAAGGUGCUACUUUUGCCCUGUGAGUGCAUAAGGAGACAUAGAAAUAGCGUCCUCAGUUAUAUUUUUAAUGCUUAAUACAUUGGCAUUCAAAUAAAGUGCAUUUUUUUUCUUAUUUUUCUUUGAUGUCAGACGAUUUUGGGUUUGAAUUUGCCAGACCUGAAUUUUAUUUCUAUCUAAAUCAAACUGGUGUCUACACAGUGGAUGGCACAAACGAUGCUGAGGACUACAAUUGUUUAAGGGUAAAAAUUAUUGUUAUUCGCAUAUUUAAAAUAUUACUUUGAUAUAAAACGCUUUUGCAAAUAAAUCAAUACAAGGCGAUUUCGUUGAGGCAAAUACACUGUUUACAUUCGAAACCACCCAACCGGGUCAGUCCACCGGGACCGGUCUUUUAUCCUCCCCGGAAAGAGACGAGAGGAUGAGUGCACGCUAAUUUUCUCGAGCAGCGGCUGAAAUCGAGCCUACGUUUAACCUUCCAUGCCAAAUAAAUAUGGUGCUUAAUGAAUGUAAGUUGCAACAUAUCUAGUACCACCCUGUCCGCACUCCUUCAGUAACCCUCACCGUCGUUCUGUAAGCUUGCCAACUCACCGGGUGUCUUGAAAUAAAUAACGUAAACACGAGGUUGACAGGUACCUUAAAAAUGCCUACUAUUAAUAGUAGUAUAGUAGGGACCAAAUUAACGUUUUUUGCGCUCGAACUUUGCGCGCUUUUAUUUUGAAAACAUAUUAGAUUCUACAUUAACCGAUCAGGGUUUAGAAGAUACUGGGCAAGCCCAAGCAGCUCAUUUGAUGAGAUACCGCAGCAAUUAAAGAAUGAGUUAAAGGUAAAAGGGUAUAACCUCAUUCAUCUAAAACCUGUCAAACCGGUUAAGCCACCUAAAAUAGCACAUGUCAUUGACCUUAUCUUAAUGAGAUUCCAGCGCAUUUCAUUUACGAGACGGAGACAUAAUGGUGUGACGUCAUCGGUGUUAAUGUAUUCCUCUGCAUGUUUAUGAGAUUAUUCUACCAAAAAGGUGAAUUCGGUCCCUUCUAUACUACUUACUAUCUACUUACAGCAAGCGAUGAGCGUGGUUGGGUUUAACUCCACUACUCAGUCAACGAUCCUAAAGUUGGUGUCGGCCAUUCUACAUCUUGGUAACAUAAAUUUUAAAGAGGAGAACAACGUGGCUGUACCUGUCAGUGACAACAGUAAGUACAAAUCAUUAACUAAAAGUUACAGAAGUCUCGGGAUGAUGUCUAGCCUGAGAAAAGAGCCGACAUUUUGCGUGACCAUCACUAAUUUCCCUCGAAAUGUCGUCUAUCCAUGUCACUAUCCAAGUCUGGGUAGUGCUUUAGAUGGUUAAAGCAAAUUUCUCUCUCGACACAAACAAUCAGGGCCGAGUUGUUCAAAGCUGGGUUAAGAUUACCCAAGGUUAGUGCGAGAUUUGAAUUCAGAUUUGAAAGCUUAAAAAGCAUUUCAGUUUUAAUUCUUUUUGUCUACAAGUUGAUGAUUGGAAGCUCUAAAAAUAACAGAGAAAAUUACCCGAAAAAGAAACCCGGGUUAAGCGCUAAUCGGCCUUCGAACAACUGGGCCCAGAAGUACAGAGUAGUGACAAGUCAUCAGUUUCCCAGGCGUCAUUUCGAGGUGAAAACCAGUGGUGGCAUGUCGCGAAAUGUCAGCUGUUUUACCAGGCUACUUGAUGUCACCAAUUAACAAUAUUGUACACUUUCAGUGCUAACUGUUCCAGCGAGGCUUCUUAGUGUCGAUAAAGACCUUCUCAAGGAGAAAUUAGUCAGGUAAUGAUUGCUCAAGCUUUUCAUUUUACUAAGCGAGUUAAUCAAGAAAGUCCACUUGUUGGCACAACUGAGAAUUACACAAAUGCUUAUAACUGGAAUGGGUACUUAGCAAAAGACACCCUCCUUAAAACUGUCAGACUAUCUUUUAAGGGACCCCUUAUUUGGCACAGGUUAUUUCUGUCUUUAUGAUAACGAUCAAAUGAAAGAAACAGUGAUUUUCUUUUUUUAAGCUCGAUAAUGGAAGCUCGCUGGGGAGGCAAAGUAGAAGUAACAAAGAAAACUAACAACGCUGACCAGGUUCGUGGAUUUACUAGGGGCGCUUUUCAUUCAGCCCAACAUUUUAGAAAUUUCCGCUAGAAAUCAAAUGGAACGGACCAUUUCGGUUCGGUCAGAGAGGAAUAUUUGACCAGGGACAAAAUUGUUGUCCCUAGUACCGCUCUUUUGUAUCCUGCUUACAAGAACAAUAACCAAACGCGCAGUGGCUUGGGUCAGGUCUGUACCAUUCCAUUGGACACGUGAAAUGUCCGAAAUUUCAGACCGUAAGUUUUGUUGAAAAGAAAGAACCCCAGUAUUGUUCAUAAAAAAGGACUAUCUUUGUGUUUGAUUAGCAAUCAUGUUGUAACAAAAUAUAAAGAAAAUUAAGAUGAUAUGUACGUAAAACGACAGGCACACAAACGGCAACAGCAUUGUCGAGACUGCCGCCAAAUGGGCUAUAUUUGGGGAAGUAACCAAUCCUGCUCCUCCCCCCUCCCUUCUGCCUCCGAUCCAACAAAAGUCACCGACAUAAGCUUAUUGUUACACUAUUAGUUUUUAUUUCAUUAGCCGUUACAGCAAAGUUAAAAAAUUAAUCCAUAUCUCAUCUAAUACACGGCUUUAUUUCCUUUUUAAAAGGCUCUUCAGGCCCGUGAUGCGUUGGCAAAGGCUCUAUACUCACAGGUGUUUGAUUAUCUUGUACAGGUAGGGUAUGACGGCAAUCACCGUAACAGUUUUUCUUCUUUACCUGUUUAAAAAAUUCACCAAGUCAAACUUCGCGUUUUUCUUUGCUUAAUUUAGUGAGUAAUAGAUACAAAUACUUCGGAGUCAUGAGUGAUAUUUUCCUAAUAUUUUCUUCUUGUUUUGUCUUUGCCUCCUCUUUAUUUAUGCUUAUUUCAGUGAGACUUUAAAUUAUCCUUGUCAACAACACAAAUGUUUAUUCUACAGGGCAUCAAUGAGGCUAUGCAGAAGGAUAAAGACGAAAUGUCUAUAGGAGUUCUUGAUAUCUAUGGCUUUGAGAUUUUUGAGGUGCUUUUUUAUCGAAAACUUAUUUUAAUUUCUUAACAACAACAUAGGUUAUACAUUAUACACUUAAUGUCAGACCCCAAGGGAAACAGUUAGUUUUGUUUUCCCGAGAGUCCUGAUGUUUCCCUAGACGAAGUCGAGGGAAACAUCAGGACUCGAGGGAAAACAAAACUAACUGGUUUCCCGAGGGACCUGACAUUAAGUGUUUUGUUAUAUUUCUAGACUUUCACUUCAACAGCAACAAAAGAAUUACCGGAGCGAACCAAAACAGUCGACUCGGUACUUAUAACAACACAAAUUUAAUUCUCAAAACCACUGAAUGAAUGAUUUACAAACAAAAGCCACUUUCCUCAUAUUAUGUGCAUCUUUUUCCUCCACUAGCUGCUGUUUUUCUUCUGGGAACUUCUGCGAUAACUUUAAAAAUCGUUGCUUUUUAGCUUAAGGCUUCGUUUUUGUGUUGUUGUGUUCAUUCACGAAAAAGAGAACUGGCUGGACCUGGCGGUGUUUUUCCCGCCUUCUGUCACGCCACUUUCCACCAUGCUUUGAUCACGUGCUGCAAUGUAUCCCGAGCGGGAUACAUUGUUUAAUGUAUCACGAUCGGGAUACAUUUGAUUUUAGUCAAGGCCACGUGACCAAGAAUCAACCAAUGGCAGUCCCUGUUUAGUUGAGUGAAAGUCUAGGAAUAUAACAAUGUAAAAUGUUAACUGAACAGUCUUGAUUAGAACGAAAACUUAAAAAAUCCCAAGUGUUCCCUCCUCUCGCCCCCUCCAACCAUCGAUAAAUAGAAACAAGGCGCAGAUAAAAGUUCAUGCACCACUUGGUAUCACAUGUGGUUUCGUCUUUUCCAGUGGUUAUUAGCGCACCCAGCAAUGUGCCACACGCAGGUUCGUUUCUGAGCUUAAAGUUGUUGUCACAUCGAUAUAUUUUGAAUAUCCUACUUACCUAUCGGCAUUCUAGUUUCAAAACAAUGAUCACGUCCAUUUCUUGAGCUAAGUGUACAGUGUUAAGCUGCUAUAAGUCUUCUGUAGCUCAGUGGUAAAGCAUCUGAAAUAGAGAGGACGCCUUUGACAAGAUGACGUCACUUUACUUCUUCCACCAGAAUCCUUCAGACUUUCUGAGAAGACCAAAAUUCAUGUUGGAAUGUCUGACGCACGCGCACUAACACUCUUAAUGCACGUUCUCUUUGUUUCAGCACAAUCAGUUUGAACAAUUUGCCAUUAACUUUGUCAAUGAAAAGUUGCAGCAAAUUUUUAUUGAACUCACGUUGAAAAUGGAGCAGGUGAGUUAACAAUAAAGAACUUUUUAUGGGUUUUAAGUCUAACCUAGAAAGUAGAAUUAUAGACUACAAUACUGAAAAGAAGUUUAUCGAAUUCGAUUAAAUCAAGCUAAUUAGUAACAAAAAAGUAUUAAACAAGCAAAAAAAUUUUGAUUAAUCGUGAAAUAGAGUCUGUGUCUGGUAAAUUAACCAGUGAAAUCGAGAAAAAAUGAAACAGCAGAAAUGGCGGGACAUAUCAAUUUGUUAUGGCAAAAUCACUGUGUAUAAUACUUUUGCAGUUUCUUGUAGUUGCAGAUUGAUACAAUCACCGAAUCACGUGAUAUAAAACAUUAAGAGGACACCUAACAAUACCCACACCACAAACAAUGGCUAAUCAAUAAUGGUCAAUGGCUAAUCAAUAAUGGCCAAUGGCUAAUCAAUAAUGAUUUCAACAACACCAAGAAUCACCGAGUCACCUAAUAUAAAGCAUUAAAAGGACACCUAACAAUACUCACACCACAAACAAUGGCUAAUCAAUAAUGGUCAAUGGCUAAUCAAUAAUGGUAAACUGGGCUAAUCAAUAAUGAUUUCAGCAACACAAAGAAACAGGCCCCUUUUUUAAGUGACCAACUUCCAUUGAAAUAUCUCGUAGGAAGAGUAUGUACAGGAAGGAAUCACGUGGCAAGAAGUCAAAUAUUUUAACAACAAGACGGUUUGCGAGCUUAUUGAGAGUAAGGUAUCAGUAUUUUUUUAGCUAAUACAUUCAAACCUGGGUUUUUCAAUAACACCAAGGUCUCCUCUCCGACGAUGAAGAGGAAGUUUAAGUCAAACCAUUUGAAAUAACAAUAAUAAUAGUAAUAAUAAUAAUAGUAAUGAUAAUAAUAAUAAUGAUAAUAAUAAUAAAAGCAACAAAAAUUCGUUCUAACGUAGCUCAUUUGUGUUCUUUAUGAAAUAUUCCUUGAUUCUCUACAUUUUUAUAACUUGGACACAAAGAAAGUUUCUAUCUACGCCCUACGAUAAGUUAAACGAACAAUUUUUGAUGAUAAUGAUUGGCGGAACUGUUAACGUGACAUAAAGCGUUUCGUUUCUUAUUGAACCUAAUCUUAUCAAGUGAUUGAGUUAAACGUUUUGUGACGUCAUUUAAACUGUAAUCACUCGGUCUUCAGAGACGUUUUGGCACUUGAUUCACAGUAUAAAUCUCAUGACAAAACGUCUUACUCCUUCACUUGAUAAAGUAUAUAGUUUUAGGUUUUAGGUAAAAUUAUGAAUUUAAAAAUCAUGUGAUAGAUUAGUGUCAGUACCUAGGAAAGUGUCCCCAAUUAGCUAACUUUUAAGCUAAAUACAUUGACACUAAAAUGAAGUUAUUAUUAUUAUUAUUAUUAUUAUCAUUAUUUUUAUUAUUCUAACGGAAUCGAACGUUUUUGUAUGCCAACACGUUUCUAUGCUGGGAAUAUGAAACCUCGUUCACUCUAAAUAGUAGUGGGUUACAUAUUUAUUUUGAUAUUUUUUCAUCUCUUUGUUAGCGUCCCCCUGGUAUUAUGUGCACUCUUGAUGAUGUCUGCAGCACCAUGCACGCAGUGUCUGAAGGCUCAGAAAAAACUCUCAUGGAGGUAUAUAAUAAAUUCUUAUAGAUUAACUUCCUUGUGAAAAAAUAAUUUUAGGAUGUUAUAUAUUAUAUGCGAGUAUUUGAAUAGCUCUGUCACCUCUCCGCAGAAGAAAAUUUUUGGAGUGUCCCAUCUUUGUCAGUUGCUCAAAGGAUGACAGAAGCGUCGUUUUUCAACGCUUAAUAUAUUCUUGAUAAAAAAAAAACAACAAACAAAAAAAAAGUCAUACUUACUGUUUAAAAUGCAUACAUCGAGUCUGUAACCGUACAAAAAACAACAGCAAUAGCAAACAAACCUGCAACUGCCGUCCAAUACUCUGCGCUCAAUUGAAUCACUGAAUACUAUAGCUAUAAGAUCGUUUGAAUCUUCAAAUGAGGUAUUUAUGCAUCCACGCCAUACUUUUUCGCCUGUUAAUGGCUGUCACAUUUCAUUAUGGAUGUUUUUCUGAUUGAGUUGAUUGUUUUUACUUUAUCAGAAACUCCGAGCGAUUGUGGCUUCCAAUAAAGAUUUCUCUCGUUACUUUAGGGCGCAGUCAAACUACUUUACCAUCACACACUACGCAGGAAAUGUAAGUGACGCGUAACUCGUGAAUUUCUCAUACUAGGAAGCAAAUAGUCUGCUACACAGCCGUUUUUAGAGUCGUCACGCAACGCUCCUCGCCUUUGAGGGGAGGAGCGUUGUGUGACGACACUAAAAACGGCAGUGUAGCAGACUAGGAAGCAAACGAAUAAACCAAAAAAGGCUCAACAUACUUAUUAAACACUGCUGCAAACAAUUCCUUAGAGACUUAUUUGCAAAGUUCGCUUCAUGCUAGUUUGUUAAUUUUUUUCAGGUGGAUUACGAGGCCAAAGGCUUCUGCGAGAAGAACAAAGACGUGCUAUCAAAUGAUAUGAUUGCUUUAAUGCAGUCUAGUGAAGAGUAAGGCCUUUUACUUUACUUCACUGAAUAUUUCUCAAAGCUUACUUUGCUUAUUCAUCUGGUAUGGAAACACGUAAUGUUGAUUUUACGUACCUCGUUUUAAGUACGUACCAGUGCAGUGUUCAUUUUUCUCUCCAUGAACUUUUAAAUCUCAUUCUCCCAUGGAACACUACAUGCUGCAUUUUGAUCCUUUUUGAUCAAGUCAAUUAGCGACGGCUUAACACAGAUUACAUGGAAACACGACAAGUUUAUCUCUAAAAACUUAUUCUUCUUUGCCCAAGGUCACGUGUCCUAUUACUCCAUGCUGAAGUCCCUUGAUGUGACGCUUAGAUCUUCACAUGUCAGUUCAAAAUUAAUCCUAGUACUCUAAAUACACGAAACCGUUUCUUUGCUGUCUGUUUGUUUUUAACUGUAGCGCUUUCGUUCGUGAUCUUUUUCCUGCUGCUCCGAGCAAUGAGAGUACAGGGCGCCGUGCCAAGUCCAAUACAGCUGGAGCCAAAAUUAAGGUAUUUCCUGUUAAGCACAGUUCCUUAUCAAUAGUUCAAGACUUGAGUUUCUAAUACAUUAGUACUUAGUGCUUAAGAAGUAGACGUAUAGUGUCUUCUUUCUCACCAAUAGACCUUUUUCACAUGACGUCACAUCUGUCAUGUUUGUGUCCUAGAAGAACGAAACGGCGGCCAUGUUGGCGUCCCAAACUAAUCCUGUGGGAGUGGAACUCCUUUCUUAUGCAAAGGCCUUUCUUUUAUCUCAAUGAAUUUGCAUAACUACUGACUGCGUGAGUGGCCUUUCACAUGACGUUUAACGUCCGCCGUAUCAGUUGUUGUCCCAAAACAAUAAGUCGACGGCCGUGUUGAUGUUCCAAACCAGUCCUGUGAGAGAAAUCUUUUUCUUAUGUUUAACUCCUUCAUUUAUCCCAAUAAUUUGCACAUUUUAAUUUCUACCCACGUGAGUGAAGACGCUUCAUACUUUCCAUAGUUUCCAAGUUGUCUUACAGUUUUUUUUGUUAACACUGUUGAGCCAUGGCCUUGAACUACUCAUUGAGCACAUUAUUUGUUAAUCGACGUCAACACUUUUUUGUGUCAUUAAGUCGCAAGCCGCCGCCCUGAUUGACAAGAUAAUGACCUGCACUCCUCAUUAUGUCCGUUGCAUCAAACCAAGUGAAUCCAAGCAGCCACUAGACUGGGACGACCAGAGGUAAGUAUGGAGUGGAGAAGUGUAACGUCACGUUACCAUGGUAGCAAAAUUUCUAGAUCUCCACAAUCUUUCUUGAAAGAGAAGGGCAUUUGCCUAGGCGAAAGAUGGAAGAAUAGUAUGGAAUACCGUUUUGUUCUUGAGUGCAUUCAAGCACCAGAAAAUCAUACAUUUCAAAGCUUCUGUUUUCCGCCAUAUUUGCAGCACCACAGUUUGUUGAGAUCCAGAAAUUUUGCUACUAUGACAACGUGACGUAACGACUUCUCCUCUGUACUAUUAGAGCUUAUGCAAAGGCGUUUUUGAACAACUCACGUCAACCGGAAGUCUAUUCUUUUUCAUCUGAAAUUACCUUGAUGCUACCAAAUUUGUAUUCCUAAGUGUCUUUACUAUUACACAGACAAUUUGUUCAAAAAUUGAGGAAAACCGCCGUCCAAAAAUGCCCAAAAAAAGACCACUAACGGUUGACGUGCGUCGCUCAAAAAACGUCUUUGCUUAAGCUUCAUUUUAGUUGAACAAAAAAUUCAGGGAACAUAAUGUCCUCAAGAAUUGUCUUCCCUCAACUUCUUUAACUUUAAUGCUGACUGAGCAUCAGGAAAAUAAAUGAUGGAAAUAAUUUAACACCUUGGAAUAGUCACAAAAAUAAUCCAUUUGCCGGUAGGAAAAAUAAGGAAGAAAAAAAUAUUUUUUAAAGUUUUUUCCUGUGACGAAGUAUCCACGUUGCACCCUGUAAAUAUAAUUUAGUGCAUAGCUAUUAAGGUAUCUAAUUUUUGCUGUUAUGUUUUGAGCAGAUUUUCACUCGUCUUUUUUUUAUGCGGGUACUUUAAAUUCAAUAAGAUUAGAUUGCUUUCACAUGACGUCACUUCCUCCAUGUUGUUGUCCCAAAACAAUGAAAAGGCGGCCAUGUUGGUUAUUUAAACCAAUCCGUUGGGAAUUAAAUUCUUUUCUUAUGUAAAAACUUUCCUUUUAUUCCAAGAGAUUUGCAUUGCUGCUGGCCACGUGAGUGAGUGUCGUGAUACAACUCACUUCGACUCUGAAGAUGACUACCGCACAGGUUGUCGAAACGUCCGAAACUGUCAACAACAAGAGUCCCCUUCAGGACUACGUUCACCCGGACGAUCAUACUGAACAUACUUUAAAGGCUCUAUUUAUUAUGUUUUUCUCAACUACUUGCAGAGUGUUGCAUCAAAUUAAUUACCUGGGUUUAAAGGAGAACAUCCGUGUCAGGCGAGCUGGGUUUGCAUUUCGUCGACAGUUCCAGCAAAUCAUUUUUAGGUUAGUAGUGCUUUGUCAAAUACCGCCCCCCUACUCCUUGAAAAAAUGCUAACUCCACCCUGGCCACAGAACGGUAGCACAGAAAACAUUCUACUCUCCCUGCGUUUGAAAUUGCGUAUUUACAUGUUAGGUAUUUUAUACUAGUGUUGCGUCUUAAUUACUAUUCGGGUAGCUGAGAUUUUCAAGGCUUAUAGCGAGCUUCAAGUAUUUUUUCUUUCUUUUAUGGUAUAUUUUGCAGGUAUGGGAUAAUCUCUCCUCAAGUUCACAAGGGCUGGGAUGGUGACCCGGCUGAAGGAUGUCGCGUUAUAAUGAAUGAUGCGGGAAUCGAUCCUUCAAAAUGGCAGGCAGGAAAGACAAAGUUGUUUCUUAAAGAACCAAGCACGGUAAUGUAAUCAUUGAUAUUUAGAGAAAACGUGAUAAUUAGAAUUACCAGUCUCUCUGAGGAACCCAAACGCCUAAAUCACAAUUUUAUGGCAAUGGAAGGUGUCGAGUAAUUUAUGCUAAUAGAAAGUCCUCUAAACGUCCACAGCCUUUAUAAGAAAACCAAAGUCUGGUUUAAGCCUGUCCAUUAUCGCUCUACUGCUUAUGGAUUGGCGUUCAUGGUUACUCUUCUUGGCAAAUCUCGAUUCUCCGACAUGCAUAAAGAGCCUAGUAGGCUUCUGAAAGCCACUCACUCUUAUUUAAGAGUAUCGAUAAGUCAGGAACUGGAUUUAAGACGCAAUUAUAGCUAACUUUUGAGAUGCCCCCCCCCCCCCCCCCCCCGUUUUUAGAGAAUUUAUUGCAAGGAAGGUCUAGGUGUGUUUGUUUGUUCUCCUUUUUAAGGCCAUAUGGAAUGCUAUAUAUAUAACUGUCAAGCUGAAUUAACUUUCUAUUGUUUUCUAACUGGCUAUUACUUUUGACAGCUAAACGAGCUUGAAGACGUCAAAAACAGGAUUUUGGAAAAGUAUUGCAUUACAAUUCAGGGAACUUACCGAACGUACAGAUUACGGAAAAGAUUUCAGAAUAUACGGAAAGGUCUGUAUAUGUUUUAUCUCUGAGGUUAAGUUGCACACAAGAUCACGCACACAAGAUCACGCUUUUUAAGAUAAACACUUGGGUGUGAGUGUGGGGGGGGAAGGCCGGGGAAGGAGGGGACUCUUGUUUGACAUUGACAAGGAUGCUCUUCGUUUCGCUGAGAGGGAUAAAAAUCACCUUGGGGUGUUCAGAAUGGAAAGCAAAUGUUUUUACCCUAGGUUUGUUUGGAAAGAGGAAAGAGCUGUAUUGCUGUGUGUGAGGAUGAUCCACUGAGCAACGCCCAAGAAAAGUCUCCCGCGAUCCUUUGGUCAUGUUUGUUUGCUUACCUUUUGCUACAAGAUCGUCUUCUCCAAGAGUUCAUGUUUUGGCUCAAAAUUAAUUAUCCAUGGUUUCAAUUUUAUCUUCCUGUUGCUCUUGGGUAUAGAAAUAACGAGAUCGAUACGAUAGAAGGUACAAAGUAAACCAACGAGGAAAUUUGAGUUACACUGCUUAGACGUAUAAAUGACAAUUUUGUUUAUCAUUUUGUUUAUCUUUUUUCUAACUUUUAAGGUGUAGCUGUGAUCCAGAGAGCAUAUCGACGACAUAGAGAGCGAAGUGCUCUUGAUAAGCUCAUAACAAUUAAAAAAUUGCUUCAAGGUGUGUAAUGACGUACUCCGUCUUCUUAGACUUUCAUUAAACUUGAAGAGGUUAAUGAUCUGUUCUUAGUUAUGGACAUGAAAACACUGCGAUGUUGUAUUUUAGCACUUAAAGAUACUAGAGAUAAGGUCAUUGGCCUAUGGAAUCUGAAUGGCGUGAUGAUUUAAAGGGUGUGUGCAGAUUCAUAAUAUAUAGAUUUAGCUAAUGCCAAAAGCGAAGCUCUCGUGGGACAUUUUCUGAAAAAUCUUACUCCAGUAGUUCAACGUUUGCCAUAACCAAGAAGAAAACUAAAUUCCACCUUUAAAAAAUGGACCUGAGCUUGAAAACCAGAAGUCCCUUGUUGAAAACCAAUAAGUGGUCAGCGGAGAGCUUUAAAAAACGUAACCUCAAUAAGUUAUACACCUCAGCCCGCGAUACAGCCAUGUGACACUGGUUAGCGGAUACACCUUUUUGGCAGCUUUCAAUUGACUAUAACAUGGAUGUCCUGAAUAUCAAGUUUAAAAAGGAUUGUUUAUACCUCGGCCUCCAAGCUAGUAAGUGUGACAUCUCACAUCUGCAAACAUAAAGGGUGGAUGUACUUACGUGCGAUUUGUCACAAUCACAACUUUCUAGGAUGCAUAUAUAACCAAAUUUUAUUAGCAUGGUUCUGCGCUACUGCGCCCGCGAAAGCUCCGCUAUACGUACGCAAUCUGUAAAUAUAUGGGAAAAACACUGAUCUAUCGAAUUGAAUGUGCUCUUAUUAAAUCUUUUAGGAGUCGAUGUCCUAGGGGACAGAAAAAGAAGACGAGCUUCGUGGGACAUGGGUUUCAAAGGAGAUUACAUGGACUUCCAGAACAAUAAGCCCUUACAGAACGUAAUAAGUAAGGCUUACGUUUAUGUUAUUCAAACUAAACAUUAAAAAAAAAUUAAAUUAUGCACAACAAAACCCCAAUUCUUUCAUUAUAGAUUUAAUGAAAGUCGGAAUAAUGAAACUUUUGGGAGGGAGAGAUUCCAUCCUUUGAGCGCAGACGUCCAAAAAACAAAAGUAAAUUACGUGGUGAGCAGAGUGAGGUAAGCCCUUCCAGAGAAGAGUGGAUAGAAUCAAACGGGUAUCGGGAUAAUGCUCUAUUCAUUAACGAUCAAAGUUUCUCGUCAAAGUUUCUCGUAUCGUCCCCAGUACAAACAAUGAACAUAAUAGGCGAUGCCAGUUUAAUUACCUAGUUAAUCUCCACUGCUAUCAUGAGUUACUUAACAGUGCCUUUCUUUUUCACGUAGCGGAUAAAAGGGUGGAGUUUGCGGCUGAAGUAAGGAAAUACUCUCGCGAUGGAAAGGUAUUAUAUUGACACUUGUAGAGUCUUGGCGGGGAAAAAAACAAGAUCAGUGGUUUAACCCUUUAUUUUUCUGUCAUAGGAGCAAUUUCGGAUUUUAGUGUUGACGGGGGUGUGGCUGUACAUUAUUGGUGAAGUAAGUUGAACUUACCCCAGAGAAUAUUUACUAACAUCACUACUACAAUCACCAUUGCCAUUAUCGUUAUUAUCGAUAACUUUUGUUUUACUCCUUCUCAGUUGUCAUUAUUAUUAUUAAUAUUAUAUUUAUUUUUUACAAGCAGUCAAAGGCGUAUAAUAAGCUCAUUUUUUCGUUUGUCUUUUCACAGCUGAAAAGUACUCAGAAAUUAGGAGACGUGGCUUACAAGGUUAAGCGAAAGCUGCACAUGGCCGAUAUAAACUCUGUCACAGUGAGGUAAGGAAAAACGCAGUGCUUAACAUGAUAAAUGUAAUUAAUGAAAGAACAGUGAUAAUCAGUAAAUCAAUGAAUUAAUUAACCAUAACAGUGAAUUAAGAAAAUUUUAAUUGAUUGGAUAUAUCUUUUGAAUUGAUCAACAAAAUUACAGACGACUUAGGCGCAAGAUAAACCUUUUAAAGUGCUCCUUCAAGGCCUGCGAGAAUGAUUAAUUUACUUGUAUUUUCAAUAUUUCAGUCCUCACGACGACUCCUUCUUUGUGCUUCAUGCGAAGGACUAUGACAAUCUAUUUGAUUGUCCAAUGUUGCCCGAGGCUCUAAACAGAUUAGCUGUGGUAUAUAAGCUGGAAAACGACUGUGAGCUACAUCUGAGUGUAGCUGAAAGGUAAGGUCUUCUUUUUCUGAAGAAAAAUUUAUGUAUCUUUGAUAAAAAGUUUAAAAGCCUAGUACGUAAUAAGAUUUCAACCUUUCGAGGCUCUCAGCACUUCUCUCGAACAGAGAAAAAAACAAGGAUUCACUUAUUCAUGAUUUUGUUAAAAAAAUAUCCAACCUUCUGCGGUCAUCCACUAUUUUGUUAAAGACAAGGCGAACAUUUGUUUUCUAACACGCUACUUUAAGAAAUUUCAGAUAAAUCGCUGCAUUAUUUGAUAAAGUAACUCAAACUAUAAACAAAAUCCUUCAAGAAGUUUCAGUUUGAUUUUUAAGGAAAUCUUGCAGUUUCAUAAAGGUUAAUUGUAGGAAGUGGAAAGGAUAGGAUAUCAGUUAAUAUUCAUCAAAGAGUUGAGAUUCUAAAGCUAACCCUACACAGCUGACUAGAAAUCGUAUUUCAUUCUUUGGUUUUAGUGUGGACUGUCAAAUUAAAGGAGGAGGUGUCCGGCAUAUUCAUUUUUUAGCAAAAGGGACCUCUAGAUUAAAAACCUCACCUUCAAAGAAGACAUUUACUAUUGCAGCAUCUAUAGGUAAGUUAGAAACAAAGUAUACGUGAAAUAAUCUGGACUGUACCUGUCGUUAUCUGAUUAGCCUCCUCUGUCAUCUUUUGACAGGGUUUAAAAUGUGAACUUGGGAAAAAAUUUUAAAAGGCUAUGAAAGCACAAAGUAAUAAACCUAUUCACCUAGAAUUAGUGUGGAGGGACAAUUUGUCACUCUGUAAGACGAAAUCUUGUGAUCUUACUAUCCAGAUGAAACCUUUCUGGCAGAGCGGUUGCAUGGCAUUAUAAAUUCUUAGGAUUUUACAAAAAAGAAAAUGUAAUUUGGAACUUUUUUAUUUAGUGGAUCACCCGCCCGAAGAAGAUAUCCAUGUCCCAGGUAUAACUGAGGAAAGGCGGGUGAGUAUUGAACUAUUUGUAGAUAAAGUGGCACGGAAAUUAAGCCGCUCCUAUAGCGUCCAAGUCCCAGACCCAAGAAGCUUUACUGCCGUAGCCAAAGCCAUAUUUGGGCCGUCUGGUGGUGGUAUUCAAUGUAAAGGAGUGUUUGUAGACCUUCCAGAGGGAUCUCUAACCUCCCAUACCAAGGAGGUCUGUAUUCAGCUAUGCAAGAACAAGUCAGAAGCGGUGCCGCUCAGUGAACACGAAACUGUCAUCAGUCGGGUUGUGGAACUCAGCCCUCGUGACAAACCUCUGCAGCAUCACGUAGCUCUUUACUUGCCACUGGAUGAUGUAUCAUGGGAUGGCUUUGAGAGAUUUCUCCGUUGGACUCCAACUCAGUCUGGAGAGAAAGCCAACUGGAGAGAUGUGCGUGUCUCGGACACAAUACACGGCAAGGAUGAAGACCAAACGUUUGUUGAAUUGAGACAAAAGAAAGCCAAGGUAAACACCAAAGUGUUUGGUAUAUUCUGUAUUGUCUCAAGUGACCUGAAUCAGAACCUUGAACAUCCGCGGAAAGAAUCAAACACCAGCGAUGCUAUUAAAGCUUACAAGGAAAGCAACAAUACAAGUUUACUCCAACGAUUUCAAAGUUCACACACUGGCCAAAGCUGAUGUCCAUGGAUCAACGGUUCAAAAUAACUUAACUUCUUCAAGUUCUCAUCACAAGUCUGGAUUGUCCUUUUUAAAGCGAAUGAACAUCAUGAAAAGCACAUCCAAAACAUCAAGCAGCAGGAGCAAGGAUAACAACAGAAAGCAAUCAAUUUUUAAAGCAAAAUCCCGUUACUAUGAUGCUGAAGAUAAUUUUAAACCAUCCCAGGCCACCGAGUUACCAUCGCCUCCUACUGCCCCAACAACAGAAUGUCCAUCGUCACUUCCCCCUGUCCAAUCAACAAUAUGUCCACCACUGCCUUCCGCUGCUCCAGCAACUUCUUCUUCAUUGCCCCCUCCUCAUGUCCCUACAUCAAGCCCUACGUCUGAAGGACCUCCACCUCCUCCACCUCCCCCUCCUCCAUCCUCACAGCCGCCUGAAUCAUCAGCUGCUGCUUCUUCUGGUACAGACAACUCUUUUGCCGCCAUGCUGCAAGCACGCAAGGCAAACAUUCUCGGCUGA
Porites lobata is the source of this 19005-nucleotide messenger RNA. Lineage: Eukaryota; Metazoa; Cnidaria; Anthozoa; Scleractinia; Poritidae. The record is from the annotation of a GenBank genome assembly.